UCGAAAUCACCGCCGUUGAAACUUUUCCCCGUGUCUUCCGUUGUUGGUUCUCGUCUUUCCUUCGCCCCGAGGUGCCCCAUUCCCUCGACACGAGAAGCUUCUGUCGACGUCGUCUUCAGGAACAGAGCAUUUCUUCCAUUGUAUGAAGUAUGGGUUCAGAUUUGUUCUCAAGAAACUUGAAGAAAGGAGACCUUGGUGGAGUUAUAUUUGGCUGCAAAAAGCAUAUGAUGAAAGAGUGUCUUUCUAAGCAACUUUUUGGUUUACCAGCAUCUCAUUUCUUGUAUGUGAGAAACAUUCAAACAGGACUGCCUUUAUUCUUAUUCAGUUACAAUGAAAGAAUCUUACAUGGCAUUUAUGAGGCUGCAGGCCCUGGACGGAUGAACAUUGAUCCGUAUGCUUGGACUGAUGGUGGAAUUGAAAAGACAAAAUACCCUGCUCAGGUUCACAUACGUGUGCGGCUAGAAUGUCAUCCACUUUCAGAAAGUCAAUUCAGGGGCAUUCUGAGUAAAAAUUAUUACUCCCCUACAAAGUUUUACUUCAAAUUGGAUCAUGCUCAAGUUGAUAGUUUGAUCUCAUUAUUUAAGAAAUCUGCGACAACAAAGACCACUCCUCCCACUAUUUUUCCUAGAAAUACAUGGCUUCAGAUAAAUGGAUUGAUGAAUAAUGUUAGCCAUGAUGAUAAGGUGAGCCGUGAACUUGCUGAAAUAAAUUCGUUGGCAACCUCAUCAUUCAGUAUGGUUCAGGAAACAAAAGAGUUAAGCUGUGCUCAUGUUCAGCGAAGUACUCUAUGUGAAAGUGACUCAGCAAAAAGUCUACCAGAGUAUGAUUCAUUUGCUGGUGGCGCUGUCAAGUAUGAGUCCACAAGUACAGGUUCUCCAAGCCAACAAAAGCAAAUCAUUGAGAACCAAUUAAAUGGAAGGGCAGAAGAAAGAGAGAUUCUAAAUAAAUUGAAGCAGUUGGUCAAUAGUCAUUUUUCACCUUCCACAAACAGUUUGAAGAAUGAAGAUGGUGAGUUCUCAAUAGUAAGCUGUGCUCAGCGAAGUACUUUAUGUGAAAGUGACUCAGCAAAAAGUCUACCAGAGUAUGACUCAUUUGCUGGUGGGGCCGUCAAGUAUGAGUCCACAAGUACAGGUUCUCCAAGCCAACAAAAGCAAAUCGUUGAGAACAAAUUAAAUGGAAGGACAGAAGAAAGAGAGACUCUAAAUAAAUUGAAGCAGUUGGUCAAUAGUCACUUUUCACCUUCCACAAACAGUUUGAAGAAUGAAGAUGGUGAGUUCUCAAGUGAGGGCAUUAGUCAGCAAGAACAUGCAUGCACUCAAUCAAAAGAAUUUUUGGAGAAACCUAAAGAUGGUUUAUUAGGAUUUGAAUAUGAACGUUCUUUGACUCAGUUGAAAGAAGACAUUGAAAUACUAAGGAGCAUGUCACUGGAUCAAGGAAGGCAAAUUACCAUUUUGGAGGAGAAAGAGGUACAGUCACAAGCAGAAAUUCUAAAAUUGAAGAUGCAAGUCAAGGAGUUGGAAUCUCAACUGGUCAUGACCACAGAAGCUGUUGAUCAUCUACCAGAGGAUGUGCCAGAUGAUACAACCACUUCAUAUAUUGAGGAGGCCAUAUACUUGGUUGGAGGUUAUAAUGGAACAUCAUGGCUAUCAACAUUGGACUUAUAUGCACCAACAUGUGGCAGUGUGCUGUCUCUUCCAUCAAUGAGCUCACCUCGCUCAUAUGCAGGUGUAGUUUCUUCUCAUGGUUGUAUUUAUGCCAUUGGUGGUGGUGAUGGCUGUUCAUGGUAUGAUACAGUUGAAUUUUACAAUCCAAGCAACAAGGAGUGGUCUAGGUGUUCUCCAUUGAGUUGCGAAAAAGGAUCUCUUGCUGCUGCUUCUUUAAAAGACAAGCUUUUUGUACUUGGUGGUUCCAAUGGCAUUGAUUCUUUCUCUGACGUUGAGAUGUAUGAUCCAGUUCUGGGGAAGUGGAUACUGGUUGGAUCUAUGCUUCAUGAGGAUCCAACAAGCCACAGUAGCGGGUAGAUCAGCAGGCGUAACUCACAUUCCACGUGGCAAGUGUUUCAUGUGUCAAUGCAUUGUCUGUAGUUUAAACUUUAAAUUUUUCCUUUUUGACUUUGUGAAUCUUGUAGAAAAAUGCAAAUAAGGUUGGUUGUCUACUCUGUAUAAAGGUGUCUGUACAUAUGUUUUAUGUAUAAUAAAAUGAAUGGUAGUUUGUGUUAUGUGAUUUAGUGUCAUCUAAUCCAGUGUUUUAAACCUCACUGAGUCAGUCAGUUGAUUUGGGGUUGACUCGGCCCCUACUGGAUCAACCCAGUAGGGGACUUGUUUACAAUUAAAGCUUGACUUGACUUAGCCAUGACUCAGUAGUUAUAUAUUUGUUUUCCUUUAAGACAAUAGUUAACAAAAUGUGACCCAAGUCACCGAGUUGACAUGCCGAGUCAUUAGCAAGGAUGGGAGAAUCGAGUCUUGAGUCACUAUAUUUUAAAACAUUGAUCAAAUCUGUCACAUGCCAAAUUGUGGGGUCCAUUGUUCACUAAAAAAAAAAUGAAAAUUUGGGGUGUGACAAAGAUAGUCAACAAAAGUGUGAAGAUAAAGAUAUUGAACUUCAUUUCAAAAUUCUGAUUGCUGAUUUAUUGACAAAUGAGCUGACAAGGAAUAGAUUUUUAUUCCUAAAAGGUAAGUUGUUCAUGGUUCAACCUCGCAUGCAACUUGAGAGAGUCUAAUGAGUCAUUGUGAUGGAUUGAAUUAGAAUCACAUCAGACCCAGAUCUGGUAAUGUAUUGUAUACAGAAUUAUACACUGUGUGUUUGUAAGCGUAUUUGUGUAUUGUUGUUUUAUAUUUCACGGUAUAACUGCCUUGAAAUAGUUUGUGACCCUCGUAUAUAUUGGAAGAUAUUAGGUCACAAUCCCCACAUUAAGAACUGUGAAAGACUUCACCCAUAUCUGCAUCUUCUCCUUCUCCUUUGCUGACUGAUUAUGGUAUUCUCUUCUAACUAUGACACCCAGACCUAUUAAAUGUCAAUAAAAUCUUCCCUAAAGUCCCAUUUUAAUCACAUCAAUCUGUUCAUCAUUAAUCUUUCUGAACAAUUUUAGUCAAAUUAUUCAACAAUAUUCAAAUGGCUCUGUACCUCAAGGCCUUGAGAAUUCUUGUCAUCUCUCCAAGUUUCCAACACUGCCUUGUUCACAUUUGUACUACAUUAUUAUCAUUUUUUUCCCCAGAGAAGCAGUGUUCCAAGAAUAGGGACAGUUUUUAAUUUUAUAUUGAAACCCUUAUAAAAAAAAUUACAUAUACAGCUAUGUCACAUAGGUACAGAUAUGGGUAUGGAUGCCGUUAUAGGUAACGGUAUUGGUACAGGUACGGACCAUUUUCAAAAAACUUGAGUGCGGGGGUAUGGCCACACACACACACACACACACACACAUAUAUAUAUAUAUAAAUUACAAAUAUAAAAGCAUAUUCAUAAAUCAUGAUCCAUACAAACUCUAAACUCUCAGUCAAUUCAGAUCAAACACAACUCGGAAUAUUGUUCAUAUAUGACAGUUCAGAAAGGAAAAAAUAUUUUUUGCCUCCUCUUGAAAAGAAACAAAGUAAAGAGAGGAAAACGACAUAGAAGGCAUGAGAUUAAAAUCCACAAGAACAUCCACAAAGAUCAUAAAACCAAAAACAAAAAGGAAAUCCAGCAAAAAAUUCAGAGGUAACUACGACGCUCGCACACUCUUCAGACAUAUGAGAAAACAGAAGAUCAAAAAAUGAAGAAAGGAACUCGAUCUUCACAAAAUCUUCAGAAAUCAACCGCAAAAGGAUCCAGAUAAGAACAAAACAAACGAGAGAUCCUUCAGAUGAAACCAAUCACUGCAUCGGAAAACCCUCUCAUGAUCUCAUCACUCAGCCACAAGAUAGAAUAACAACAUUGACUAAAAAAUCCAGUCGCCUCCUCCUCUCAUCCCUAAAAACCAAGCAAGACCAAAACAAAGAGCUCGCAGACCUUGAACUUACAUACCUUCGCUUUGAAACGCAUCCAAUCGCCAUUUGCUUCGGAACUCCACCCCUUCUUUUCCGGAUAAGGACAGGGAGCAAGAGUGAGCAAAACCGGAUCAGCAGAAGCAUAAGUGUGAGGAUGAAGAGAAAGGGGAGAGGUUAAAGGACAAGACCAAGGAGAAGGCGGAGCUGCGGAAGGAGAGGAAGAAGCAGAGGAGCGACAUUUGUCAUCAGACGUAUAAAUUUGGAGAAUUGCCAUUCGCCGUUCGCCGGAGUGGAGAAUCACUGGAGAAUUGCCUCCUACCGUCGGUCGCUAUAGGUGAAGACGCAGAACCGUCGAAGGCUUGCAUUAUCUUUUUAAUGUUUACGAUAUUUUUAACAUGAAAAAUGGAAACCGCAUUAAAAACUUAAACCCUAACUAUGGGUGCUUUUGGACUCGGUCAACUUUGACCGAGUCCGAAACGGUACGGUCAACAGAGUACCCAGGGCGUAUCCGAGUACGUACUUGUACCUAUACAGGUACAGUGUGGGUACUGCUCCAGAGCAGUACCCGUGUUACAUAGAUAUAAAGAAAAAUCGGAUCCAUCUUUGACAAUUUUUUCCUUGCAUACGUAACUAGGUGUAUGUUUGGCACUUGGUUAUGAUAUUGAUAUAGCUGAUCUUACAAUAUUUGGUGUCAAAUGUUUCUCUUUUCCACCUAGCUGUGCAUGCAUUUUAACUUCAUGAAUCCUGUUUCUCCAUUUAUAUUUGGCUGUUUGGUUUAUCAGAUUUUGCUUGUACAAUGUUGCCAAAGUUUUGGUCGUAUUAGCUUUUCUACUUAUGGUUGAUCUGACUUGGCAGUUUGCAGUAUUAUGAUUGAUCUUUGGUACAUAGGUAAUCCUUCUCGCAAAAUUUCUGUUUGGUAACAUAUUUCCAUAUUCUGUGCAUUGUGAGUUUUUCUUGUGCUUUGCUGAGUGAAUGUUUGGUUGUGACUUAGACAAACUAUGAAGAUUCAUUUCACUGAAUAACAAAAUUUUCUCUUGUUCUGGAAGCGUUUUUCUCAUGCUGCUGUAGAACUAGGUGGUGCUGUCUAUGUUGUUGGUGGCUAUGAUGGGAAAGAAUACCUGCGAUCAACUGAAAGAUAUGACCAUAGAGAAGCUUCAUGGACAAGGCUUGAGUCUAUGUCUUCAAGAAGAGGA
Nymphaea colorata (pocket water lily) is the source of this 5152-nucleotide messenger RNA. RefSeq lists its product as uncharacterized. The coding region runs from base 150 to 2021 and encodes 623 amino acids. Gene Ontology annotation, biological process: response to endoplasmic reticulum stress. The record is from RefSeq and is a predicted model, not a curated record. The transcript has 9 exons. NCBI's taxonomy places the organism in Eukaryota, Viridiplantae, Streptophyta, Magnoliopsida, Nymphaeales, Nymphaeaceae. Gene Ontology annotation, molecular function: protein binding.